AUGGCAGGCCUCAGCGCAGGCUACGACCUAUCCGUUUCGACCUUCUCCCCCGAUGGGAGGCUCUACCAAGUGGAGUACAUAUACAAGGCCAUCAACAACAACAACAGUGCCCUUAGUCUGGAGUGCCGAGAUGGGUUAAUCACCUGCUGUGUAAAUUCAAAUUUACUUAAGAACAAAAUGAUAAAACCAAAUAGCUACAAUAGGAUCUAUCACAUAAAUAACAACGUGAUGGUAACUUAUGCAGGACUAGAUGGAGACGCGAGAAAUAUAAUAGAUCGGGCCAAGUAUGAAGCGAAUAGCUACUACCUUAAUUUUCACACGAAUAUACCUUUGCACAUUUUAGCUAACCGCAUUUCGCUUUAUAUUCACUCGUUCACGUUGUACUGGCACUUGAGGCCUUUUGCCUCCUCCAUCAUACUGGCGUCAUUCGACGAGAAGGAGAAAGGAGAAAUUUACUGUGUGGAACCUAACGGAGCCUGCUACAAGUAUAGCGGAGUAGUCAUUGGGAAAAACAAGGAAAUGUUUAAGACGGAAAUAGAAAAGAGAAACUACAAAGAAGUAGAUGUGAAGGAAGCUCUCGUGGAUAUAUACAAGAUGAUUUUAACAAGUGAUGAUCAUCUGAAUAAAAACAACUUACCUGACCUCCUAAACUUUUCUUGGAUCUGCAAAGAAUCUUCUUAUGAAUAUCAGAAUGUUGACACUGAGACGUUGAAUGAAGCUAUGCGCUUGGCCGUGGAGUCGAUGGAGCAGUCAAAUCAGUAG
Plasmodium knowlesi strain H is the source of this 762-nucleotide messenger RNA. RefSeq names its product proteasome subunit alpha type-3, putative. The transcript has 2 exons. Bases 1 to 762 code for a protein of 253 amino acids. Gene Ontology annotation, biological process: ubiquitin-dependent protein catabolic process. Lineage: Eukaryota; Apicomplexa; Aconoidasida; Haemosporida; Plasmodiidae. The record is from RefSeq and is a predicted model, not a curated record. Gene Ontology annotation, cellular component: proteasome core complex; nucleus; proteasome core complex, alpha-subunit complex.